AUGCGUCACUUGCUAAAAGCACGGUUGAGCCUCGUGGUGAGUUGGGUCCUGUGCUCUUUUGCUUCGCUGCAGACGCCGCAUUCACCGCUGACCACGGUGCCAGUGACGCGCGAGACGUAUUUGCCGCAGAUAGCGAGGCAGGGUGAAGUUCCAACGGGCUGCUCGCCUACACGACGACCGCAGGCUUGGCAGACAAGAGUGCCAAGCACGGAAGAAGCGGGAUGCAAGGUGGUGGAGAGGCAUUCAAGAAAAGAAGUACGGAUUAAGAAAGGAUUGGUAAAGAAGGGGAGGGUCAAGAGCUAG
Molecule: messenger RNA, 303 nt
Organism: Fusarium graminearum PH-1
Lineage: Eukaryota; Fungi; Ascomycota; Sordariomycetes; Hypocreales; Nectriaceae
Exons: 3
Coding region: 1-303 (100 amino acids)
Source: RefSeq, a predicted model, not a curated record